Microthlaspi erraticum is the source of this 1995-nucleotide messenger RNA. The record is from the annotation of a GenBank genome assembly. Lineage: Eukaryota; Viridiplantae; Streptophyta; Magnoliopsida; Brassicales; Brassicaceae.
AUGGCGAACAAAACAACGUCGUCCUCCUCUUCUCCGCCGGUAGCUGCAGAUGAAUCACAAGACUGGGUACUCGGAGCCGGGUCGGGUUGGGUCGAAGCCCGAACAUCUUGCGAUCACUUGAGCUCUCUUUCUCCCGAUUUGGUUGAAUUACCAACUCCUGAUACUCCUUGUUCAAGGUGUGAAAAUCCGGUAGAGAACUGGUUAUGCCUGUGUUGUAAAGAGGUUCUAUGCAGCCGUUUCGUGAACAGACACAUGCUGAUGCAUCAUCAGCAGACUGGUCACUGCCUUGCACUCAGCUAUAGUGACUUGUCCGUAUGGUGCUUUUGCUGCGAAGCGUAUCUGGAUGCUCAGAUGAUAUUACAGCUGAGACCAAUUCACCAGGCUGCUUACAUUCUUAAAUUUGGCGAGUUGUGUCUUCCUGAACAAAGGGAUGCACUUCUCGAGUUCAAAAACGAGUCUGAGAUCGGGGAACUUUCUAGUUUUUGUUAUAGUGGUGGUCAAUCGAAAACGGAGUCAUGGGUGAAUAACAGUGACUGUUGUUAUUGGGAAGGUGUCACGUGUGACACCAAAUCUGGGGAAGUGGUCGAGCUAGAACUUCAAUGCAGCCACCUCCAUGUUAACAAGAGGCUCGUUGAAUUGGAUCUCUCAGGCAACCAUGUUUCAGGCACAAACAAGAGUUCAGUUUCAGAUCCUCCUUUACAUUUGAUAAGGCGAUUACGUCUGUCAGGAUGCGGUCUCACCGAGUUUCCAGAGUUUCUAAGAAUCCAACAAGAAAUGCAGUUUCUCGACAUUUCCAACAACAAAAUCAAAGGUCAAGUGCCUGGCUGGUUAUGGACGCUACCAUAUCUGAGGUAUGUGAAUCUUUCCAGCAACAGUCUCACCGGUUUCGAAAGAUCAACGAAACAUAGAUUAUCCACUGUCCCGAAACCAUCCAUGAAUGGUUCAAUCCCUCGUUGUAUUUGUGCUAAUCAUCUGAGUGGAAAAGUGCCAGCAACAUUUCUCAAUGGCAGCAAGCUAAGGUCACUCAAUCUUGGUCACAACCAGUUGGUGGGAAAACUUCCGAGAUCUUUGUCUAGUUGUUCUUCUUUGGAGGUUAUAAAUGUGGAGCACAACAAAAUCAACGACACUUUUCCAUUCUGGCUGGAAUCCUUGCAACAGCUACAAGUAUUGGUCCUCCACUCUAAUGAGUUUCAUGGUUCGUUACAGUACCAUCCCAAGGUUGCUUCUCCGUUUCCUCAGUUGCGAAUCAUUGACAUAUCGUACAAUUCUUUCACUGGAAUCUUACCAUCAGAUUUCUUCAUGUAUUGGAGCGCCAUGUCCUUGGAGGGGAAAAGCUCAGAAUUGUUGUACAUUGGACAAGAUAAUCGCUAUUACCGAGACUCCUUGGUUUUGAUGAAUAAAGGAAUAGAGCUGACAUACCCGAGGAUCCUUACACUCUUAAAUGCUAUUGAUAUUUCUGGAAAUCAACUCCGAGGAGAGAUUCCUAAAUCCAUUGGUCUAGUGAAAAAUCUUAUUAUGCUCAAUCUGUCAAGCAAUGGUUUCAGCGGCAACAUCCCUUCAUCUUUGACGAACCUGACUAAGCUCGAGUCCCUAGACUUAUCUCAUAACAAGCUUUCAGGCCAAAUUCCACAUGAUCUCGGGUACCUCACAAGACUAUCUACGAUUGUGGUUUCCCACAACCAGCUCGUCGGUCUGAUACCGCAAGGGCCACAGUUUCAGACGCAAAAUGCUUCGUCUUUUGAAGAAAACCUUGGACUUUGUGGUCUUCCUCUUAGUAAAAACUGCGGAGACAAAGACAGAGAGGACUCACAAGAACCAGAAUCAGAGGAGAAAGAAGAAGAAGAGGAAGGAGUAUUGAGCUGGACUGCAGCUGCCAUAGCCUUAACACCUGGAGUUAUCCUCGGAUUCACAAUUGGGCACAUUAUGAUUACACAAAAGCCUCACUGGCUCGUCAAGAUUUUUGGUGCUACCAGUGUUACUAAAUGGUGCGUUUAG